Molecule: messenger RNA, 495 nt
Organism: Didymodactylos carnosus
Lineage: Eukaryota; Metazoa; Rotifera; Eurotatoria; Philodinida; Philodinidae
Source: the annotation of a GenBank genome assembly
AUGCAAAUUUUAGAUCCCUGUAUUUGUUCGAUUAAUACUGUAUUUGAUCAACUAUUGAAAGAAGUUAAAUCUCUUAAAAUAUUCAGUCAUCAACAAGCAUCAAUGAUGAUGUUGCGUGCCGGUAUACAAAUAACAUCGGUUGAGGGAUGUAGUAAAAAGAGUGGAUCUAGUUGUACGUCAUUAGAAGCUGUACGGUCGAAUACUCUUAAAUGUAUAUUAAUAUUGAAAAAAUAUUGUGAAUGUCCAAUUAGAAUUGUGGGUGGCACAGAAAUAAAUUCUUUGACGUCCAAACAAGAUAUCAUAUCACAAAUAAACGGAUAUAAAUUAAAAAUUCGUUUAAAUUCAGGUUUUACUAAUUAUAUUUACACACGAUGCGUUCGAAUAAAUGAAACAACUAAUGGAUACAAAUACAAAUCAAAAACGUCAAGGAAUAUUUAUAUGCAAGAAGUUGAUCUGGGGUAUUGGGAUAUUACAUUUGAAAGUACGUGCAUUUAA